Messenger RNA from Aedes albopictus (Asian tiger mosquito), 967 nucleotides. RefSeq lists its product as uncharacterized. The transcript has 4 exons. NCBI's taxonomy places the organism in Eukaryota, Metazoa, Arthropoda, Insecta, Diptera, Culicidae. The record is from RefSeq and is a predicted model, not a curated record. Bases 1 to 903 code for a protein of 300 amino acids.
AUGCUGGUCGAGCGCAAGCAGAAGAAAGUAGAGCCGCAGGUCGAGAAAGUUAGGGACGUCAUAACAAGGCGCAAAGGAGUAGGUGCCAAGCGCGAGAUAGGCGACGUGCUCGUCAUCAAGACACAACAGUCGAAGUACUCGGACGUCUUGAAGGAGAUACAAAGCAGCGCCACGUUCGAUGGUCUGGGAGCCGACACUUCACCGUGCGUUGACGCGCAGCGUUGCCUUAACGUUAGAACUGAACUUCCUGAUUCUCCUGAAAAACUCAAUCGCAGUAGUCGUAGCUCGAAGAAAACGGAAAAUUUUCAUCAUUCACAUUGGUUCACUCAAGCCGUCAAGAUGGAAAAGUCCAACCUUCUCUUCAAGUCCGCCUCUCUGGCACUGGUCCUGGUGGCAGUGUUCCAGCUGGUUCCCGCAAGCCCCCUCCAUGAAGCCGAAGAUCCAAUCACCGUUCCGUCCAUCCAGUUCCGAAGCAAAACCGACAAGGACCUGUGCUCGGCCUACCAACUGAACGGCAAGAUGUUUAUCGCCCUGACCCGCUGCUUGGGAAACGAAGCUAGCCGAAUCAACCAACUGACGGAACUGGAUGUGGUCGGCAAGGGCCAGCAAACGGUUCAAGCUUUUGCCCUGCAACCGGCAGGAACGGACUCUCUGGGAGAUUUGGCGGUCAUCAUGUACACCGGUGCCAUCGAUGGGGAAGACCAGCCGCGGGACUCCAGCGCCGGCCUGUUCGAAAAGUUCGGUCUACGGAGCUUGGUUCGGUUCGGUCGUCGCAGCCGUCAGGAUGAACCGGCCGCCGGAGCUGCAGACAACGCCACCGACAGCGCCCCGUUCACCGGCAAAAAUGCGCAGCUGAUUGGGGCUGCCCUGACCUUUGUGGGAUCCGUUCUGCUGAUGCAGUAGGGGGAGUUUUUAGUGAUGUGCAUUAAUUAUUGCUAGAAAUAAAACGCUUGUGUAAUUAUUCAAA